This is a messenger RNA of Miscanthus lutarioriparius, 183 nucleotides long. The record is from the annotation of a GenBank genome assembly. NCBI's taxonomy places the organism in Eukaryota, Viridiplantae, Streptophyta, Magnoliopsida, Poales, Poaceae.
AUGGCUUCGCCCAAGCUCAUCGCUCUGUUCUUCGCCUUCGCCAUGGCGGCGGCGGCGCUGCAACCCUCGGAAGCGGGGAGGCUCCAAGUCCAGCAAGCAUUCAAGCCCGUGGCCGCAGGCCAAGAAGCAGCAGAAAAGGUGGUAUGCCACUAUCUCCAGAAUCUGCACAUCAGAGACAGUUGA